Impatiens glandulifera is the source of this 1116-nucleotide messenger RNA. RefSeq lists its product as uncharacterized. The record is from RefSeq and is a predicted model, not a curated record. Lineage: Eukaryota; Viridiplantae; Streptophyta; Magnoliopsida; Ericales; Balsaminaceae. Gene Ontology annotation, cellular component: mitochondrial inner membrane. Gene Ontology annotation, biological process: mitochondrial proton-transporting ATP synthase complex assembly. The transcript has 7 exons. The coding region runs from base 57 to 818 and encodes 253 amino acids.
GUAUCCUCUCACUCCGGUGACCGUGAAAGAGAGAGAAAAAGGAAUCUGCAGAGACGAUGUUGCGGUUGAAGAGACUGAGCCGCACGGCGCCGGCGAUAGUCAGAUCUUUCGGUCCUCUUCAGCAUGGCUCACACAAAACUACGAAUCGCUUCCUCGAUUUCUAUAAGCUUGGAAGCAAAGAUGCAAUUGAGAAAGAACGAGCUCGGCUUGCAGAUGAGAUGAACAGAGGUUAUUUUGCUGAUAUAAAUGAGCUUAAGAAACAUGGUGGUAAGAUUGCGAUAGCCAAUAAAAAUUUAACUCCAGUCACGACGUCUGUUAUGUUUCCGGCAAUAGAUGUGGAUUGUCCAGAUGGUGCAACACUUAAGCUGCCUAUUGUUGGGAACAAUGCACAUGAAUCAAAUCCACCAAAAGCGACUUUAAUAUGUCUCUCAUUCAGAGCGAGCGCUCAGGCAAUGAUUGAUACUUGGAGCAUCCCAUUUUUUGAAUCUUUCAGAAACUCUUCAAAAGUUCAGCUAUAUGAGAUGUCCUUCAUUGACUCCUGGUUGCUAUCUCUCUAUCCAAUCAGACGUCUUCUUCUCAAGAUAAUGAGGAAAUCCAAUUUCAAUGGAGAGCAGGAUGAAUUGCAGAAAAGGAUAGUUUACAAAUUUGGUGAUCAUUAUUACUUUAGGAAAGAGCUCAAGAUUUUGAAUCUUCUGACUGGGUAUAUUUUCUUGGUGGAUAGUUUUGGGAGAAUAAGAUGGCAAGGUUUCGGUUUGGCAACAGAAGAUGAAUUGUCGUCACUCCUAUCGUGCACCUCACUUCUGCUGGAAGAUAAAUAAAGGCAAAGUAAGUACCUUGAAAGUAUAACUAGCUGUAAAUCAAGCUGAGCCCACUACAUGGAAUAUGAUGGUUUUAUCUGUAAUUCCAAUUUCACAUUCAUUUUUAGGGUAUGAAUGAACCAUACUUCAUUUCAGAACUUGCUUUUGUACCCCCAAAUAAGCAUCAUAUGGGUUUUUGAUUGAUCCCUUGUUCUUUUGAAUCCUGGCCUGAAUUAGCCAUUGUUGAGCUGAUCUAGUUUUGUUUACCAGUUCAAACUUCAAACUAAUAUAAAGAAAGAAACUUAGAAUGUUUCACUUC